Messenger RNA from Boleophthalmus pectinirostris (great blue-spotted mudskipper), 6732 nucleotides. RefSeq names its product guanine nucleotide binding protein (G protein), gamma 7 (gene gng7). Gene Ontology annotation, biological process: G protein-coupled receptor signaling pathway. The transcript has 4 exons. Gene Ontology annotation, molecular function: G-protein beta-subunit binding. The record is from RefSeq and is a predicted model, not a curated record. Gene Ontology annotation, cellular component: heterotrimeric G-protein complex. Bases 247 to 453 code for a protein of 68 amino acids. NCBI's taxonomy places the organism in Eukaryota, Metazoa, Chordata, Actinopteri, Gobiiformes, Gobiidae.
GGCGUUUGGCUCGGGGAGCGAACGAGCGGCGAGAGGGUGAGAAACCAGCGGAUCUGGCCCUUUAAAUCACCAAUACUGCUACGGCGCACAUCAAGAGGAUCAAACUGAUGUGAGUGAAAUCGUCUCAGAUCUUUCUUCAUUGGAAACUGCACACAUAACUUCAACGGUUUGUCCACUUCGGAGAGGGUUGUGUCCACCCCCCACCAGACAGUUUUCUUAGGUGUUGGUGUCUUCUGAUGGAUCAGUAUGUCUACCACUAACAAUAUCGCCCAGGCCCGAAAACUGGUGGAACAGCUAAGGAUCGAGGCAGGGUUUGAGCGCAUCAAAGUGUCCAAAGCGGCCGCAGACCUGAUGAGUUACUGUGAGCAGCACGCCCGUAGUGACCCUCUCCUCGUCGGGGUGCCCACCUCUGAAAACCCUUUCAAGGACAAGAAGCCCUGCAUCAUCCUAUAGCUCUCCUCUUUGUACCUGUGCUCUCAGUAACACACACACAGACGCACACACACACAUAUUUGCACAUUAACCUGAUUUGACCUCCCUUGUUUUUGUUCUCACAUAAAAAAAAAAAAUAACACACCUCCUUUACAGGUCCUACUCUCUCGCAUUACACACGCUCCAAAAAUAACUCAAACACGCCAUACUGUUUGGCUACAGGUAGGGGGCAGCAAGUAUCAUAUGCUCCCACUUUUUCAAAGCUGUUUAUCACUGAUUAAAGGUGCUUUGGCAGAGUUUGCUAGUAAUAGUACACCAGGUCAACUGAAGGAAUCUGUAACGAGUAUUGAAUUGAUUAAACUAGAUGAAGGAUGGAUAACUGUGUUAUAGACUGUGAGAGCGUGUGUUUAGGUUUUAGCCAAUGAAUUUAUAGUCUCACCUCAAAAUGUUUAAAAUUCAAGUAGGACAUUUACAACCUUAAACCUGUCUGUAUUAAACUAUGAUAGACAAGAUUAACUUUGGAGCAAGUGGCUAAAGCCUUUUUUUUAGAGCUAGCAUGAUUCUACUCAAGCCUAGCUCAGGGUCGUUCUGCCUGUGACCUACCCAAUAUGGCCGCCUACAGCCUUUGGCCAAAUCUCCAGCUGUGCCAAACUUGUACAGAAAUUCUCCACUAGAUGCAGGUCUGCUUUCACUCUUUCCUCUGUAUCUUCGAUGUACAUUUUUUUUCUUAGCAGUUUGUGGAAUACAUGUAGGUUUUAUAUUUUUGUUGGACUUAUUAUAGUAUUUUACAGUUUUAACAUUUAUUUUACAGUAUUUUUGGUGAUGUAACCCCCUGGUGGAUCAGGUUUCAAGCCAACUAGAACGAAACUACAUUGGUCUUAGUAUUGACCCAGGGGGGCACCGCGUUUUUUUCCUAAAUAUCAUGCCUCCUAUUACUUUAGUUUACACAUUAAGGUGAUAUUUCAGACUAGACAUGCCCAGAUUAGUUUACACCUAUCCCAAAAAAGCUAUAUCAGAAAAUGAAGGCACCCUUUUGUCCAUUUUUUCCUAAUUAGAGGUGCAAUAGGCGACUUUAUUUCAUGUUUCAACAUAUGAAGGUGCUUAGUGUUUUUGUUUUGCUUUGAUAAUGAAGAAGCCUGUUUUUGAGGUUAGAUUCUUGAAAAUUUUCCGACUUUCCCUAACUACAACGUGUCUUCUUUUUUACACCCUUCUUUUUCCUCUACAACUUUACUUCUUUCUGAAAAACCAAACUUGAUUGUAAAAAAAAAGAAGAUAAAAAAUAUGAAGUUGCGACAAACAAACUAAAUGUAUAAACUUUCUUUGAGAUGUGCAGAAGUGAUCAGUUGAGAGUAGCCGUAUUGGAUUUUAUUUUGAGUUUCUUCUUUCUAUGGAGUCCAUGGAUCCUGGUCAGUUGAGUAUUACCCUGUACAGUGUUUGUAAGAUACAAGAUCUAAACACGACGUCCCCUCUGUGGAUGUUCGAUUUUUUUACUUUUACUUUAUCUUCAUGUCGGUCAAGUUUCUGUCUCUCGUCACCUCUUAUUUUGGACCAUUUGUGUCAUUGGGGCUUUUGAGUGGGGUUGGUUGUAGCAGCACUGAAAGUAAUGAAGGAUAGAAAGCCAAGAUUUAGUUUUGUUAAAGAUUAUACAGUUGAAAGAUGAGUCUCCGCUAGUCAUUCGGUUGACUUAAGACUUCCGUUAAGGCCAUUUCUAAUUUGUAACUUUUAUUUCUCUUGUCGAAACAGUUUUAUAGGAUUUUAGAGAGAAAAAACUAAAUAUUUAUCUGUCUUAUUUCGUGGUUCUCAAUCUGUAGUAUAAGAACCACUAGAGGACAAACGCCUUCUGUCCUUAGACUUCACUUCUCUAAGCUCAUCAAUCUCUUGCCUCAUAUUAGGUAUUACACACUCUUGUUGAUACUGUCGACUGAAGAAGACUCUUAUUGGUUGUUUUAAUUCUGAAUUUUGUGAGCUCUGACACUAAACAUUGAAUUCAUAAAUAGGCUUUUCAAUUUGGUGUUUACUCAAAGUCCAUUUCUUUCAUAGAAGUGGCGAGAAGAGCAUAGCAAUUAGCGUAACUACUCGCUAUUAUCUUUUUAAAUCUGCUAUAACCUAUAUACGCUGGUAUUGUCUUGGUCUGUUUGCAAUUUAGCGUCACCAUCAUUGUAUUUCAUCCAAGCUGCUACAACCCCCCUUUACUCCUUCUCCCACCUGGAAAAGCCUUCACAUUUUGUUUUUGUGAUCGGACAACUAGGACAACUUCCACACAAAACUACUAUACAUACACUCCCCUGCAGUUCGCCUGAUAGCUUUGAGGUCAUGAUGAGGCUAAAGCAUUGACAGAGAAUGACUGGUGACACAUGCGUAGGUUUUGGCCAUCUUGUCAUCUUGUGUGCUUUUCCUUGCAGGUUUUGAGAGCAGGGCUGGGCUAGUUUUUGUAGGUUAAGGGUUGUUGAUGGACAGUGGAUUGGCCUGUCCCGCUGUGUUUUGGGCUCCUGUUUUCUUAUCAGCAGGGCACCAUGACCUACCUGCUUCUGUUUGGCACAAUGUAAGGGGCGAGGGCUGUCAGUCUCCAUGGCAGCACGGAAAGAUUUGGGACAUUACACUUUGUACGGGUUGGGAGACAGGCAAUUUGUAUCUAGUUCAAGUAACUGAGAGCUACCCGUGUUCAUUCAGUGUUGACAUGAUGACAAUGUGAAGUUAUGACUGCUCAGUGUAGUGUGGUUAUAUAGUAGGUUUGAAUGAUUAUUAAGGUAUUAAGCUAUGUAAACUGUUACACAAAAAACAGGACUAUAACUUGAAAAUAAACAUAAUUUAAAAAUCUAGAUAGCAACUACCAACGUUUGUGAAAUUCACUAUUAACACAAUAACAAUGAUCAGUUAUAAGAUGAGGUUGCAGUGCUGGUAAAUGAGCUCCAGGAAGUUGAAUAUAGUGGAUGUGUUUUUGCAAUUCCUGUGCUAAAGCAUACAAUGAAACAACUAAAAGUAGCCAUAAAAUAAGAUAUAAUUCAAUUGUAUGGCCAAAUCAAACAGACGUGCCAAAAGUUACAGCGUUUGAUAUUUAUUACUAACCCUAACCCCACAAAAUUCCAUGUUUACAAUGCCUCAAAUCUCCAAACCAACAAACAACUGGCAACCUUCUACCAAAAACGUUCCUGAGUUGCAUGUUGACUUGGCAUAGAUUUAUGUCAGAUGUCCUCCCUUAAGCAUUUAUUCAGGUUUGGGACUGGUGCAAAAAGUAAAGUGGCGUGUGAUCUAUAGGGGGUGCAUGGAUUACUGUUUGAAUCUGAACUCUCGAAUACAGUGCCAUUAUCUUAGCAAAAUAUAGAGAACAAGGCCUACUCAACACAUUGCAAUAAUAUGCCAUGUAAAUUUCAAGCCAAGCUUUUACCUGCCAUUGUUACUCGAGUAGAAAGAGCAAGAAAAGUACACAGAAAACUCUAUUAGUAGCUAGUUUGAAAGGUCUUACAUGUUGGCAUGAUGGUAACAGAAUUAAAAGACAAAAAACACACACUUAAGUAAAUCUUUGUUAUUUUUAUGUUGCUUUGAGAGAAAACUGUGAACACUGCAAAAUGGGAAACCAACAUUAAAUUGUAAAAGUAUUUUAUUCAUUUUCACUUGUUUGUUUAUUGCCAGGUACCUAUUUGAUUUGGGUUUUGAUAUAUUGUGCCCUUGUUGUAAGUAAAUACAGUAUAUCUUACCGUGGUAACAAUGCUAAUAUUUCUUAUUGUAAGUGAAAUUGAAAUUAAAAGCAAAUAUUCUUCAAAUGAAAGUUUAUUAGAUACUGAAAUGCUGCUCAAGUAUUUUUUAGCAUAUAGAAUAGUGAUUUUAUUAAGUACAUUUAUUGAAAACAGUCACAGGGCAAAUAUGCAAAAUAAAAAUAAAAUAAAAUACAUGUAAAAAACAAAAACAAACUCAAAUUAAGAUGAUAUACUAUUUCAAUAUAUUGUGACUACAUAUCUAUAUUUUUUUUUCAUUUAUUUUUAUUUUGUCAGUAACUCAUUACAGUCUACAUACAUUAGUUUCAAUCGGAUGCCAUUAAAAUAAAACAUAUUCCGUGUGUAGAACUUUACAACAAAAUCAAACACUAAAGUCACUGUCCCCAAGUGUAGGCAGAAGCUAAAGCUGAUUUACACUCAUUUUUUGGCAGUGAAGUUCUUUAUCUAGUUUUGAAUAGUAAUGCUACAGGCCAGGUCACGGUUAGCUUGACCAGAAUGAGGAGGUCAUAUGAGUCAGUUUACGAGAGAGGCAUGCCUGACCUCUGCAGCUCGUAGUGAAUUCAGGAGCAGUUAUGUUUUUACAGACAGUAGUUGGAGUAGAACAUGCUAUGUGGGCUAAUCAUUGCUUAAAAUAGUUGUCAUGAUAACGUAAAUAGCUUGGCAUGUGUGAUUUAUUUCCUACUCUGUUGCUUUUUUGGGUUGCCAUGGAUCGAGAUGUUAAAGGUACACUGUGUGACUUUUCAGGUUGUGGGUCAGCCGUCAUGGAGAUGCUAUUAGUUUGCCUGUAAUGUGCCACAACAUGAUAUUAAAGUUACAUAAGAUGCAUUUAUUCAAUUAUGGGUGUUUUUAUUGCUCAAAAAUAGCUUUAAAAACAUUCAGUCUUAUUGUGAGUGGGGCCUCUUCACAGAUCUCGCCUGUAAAUUGGCCUGGUGGCAUCACCUGCUUGUCUCUAUGGAGAAUGAUAAGUUUGGAACACUGCAGGCAAAGCUGUAACAUCUCCACAGAAGCAAACAACUGGCGGGCCCUCUCCGAGAAAAGUUACAUAGUGCACCUUUAAGGCCUAUUGAGUUGCAUGUUGAUUUGGCAUAGAUUUAUGUCAGAUGCCCUCCCUUGUGCAAUUAUUCAGGUUUGGGACUGGUGCAAAAUAUAAAGUGGCUUGUAACCUAUAGGAUGCAUGGAUUAACGAUGAUAUCAAAAUAGUACACAAACGCUGAACUGAUUUAGUAGUGAUUUAAACAUGUGAUUUUAUGCCAGAUGCCCUGCCUUAUUUAUUAAUCUUUACGGGACAAGAUGCAAGAUUUCCAGUAUGGUAAAGGGCCUUAUAAUGUUUUUAAUAUAAAAUAGAUUAAAGUUGUGUCAUAAGCGGGAAACUUAAUACUUAAAUUGUUGCUCCCAUGUAAACAAAUGGUACAGUUCAGACAGUCAUAGGCGUGGCACACAGACCUAUGCUUUAUGUACUGAUAAAUGUUAGUAAAUGCUGCUUAUUGUAGCUGGAGUCCUUUUGAAAAACCUGCUAUUUAUUGCCAAAGCUUUUGUUGCUUGACUUUGCCAUUCUCUCCAUUGUGAGGAAGAGUGAGCGAAAGGGCAGCUGAUGUAAUAGCAUAACAAUGCACAGUGAAACCUGAGUGUUAAACAUGGUCCCCGGACAUGAAACUCCAGUAGGAUUCAGGAAACUUAUAGUAUUUACAUAUGAAGGAUUGCAACUGCAGACAUAACUACAUUUUAAUGCACAAUUCUACAAACACUCAAGUUGUCCUGAUCAUGUGUUUUUUUGUUUUUGUAUUGUUUGUUUGUUUGUUUGUUUUAAAGGUGCAUUGUGUAACUUUUCAGGUGGAGGCUCUGUCAAAUGCUUUUCUCCAUGAAGAUGUUCUUGCUUUGCCUUGAAUGUGUCACAGUAUGGUAUUAAACCUUCCUACCUUCUUUCAUGGAGACCAAACCAGACCAAGUUAUAGGUCAAAUCUGCAGAGAGGCGACCCUGCUUACAGUCAGAAUGCCUGUUUUUUUAGAUAUUUUUUUGCUAUAAAACCACGUGUAAUUUAAUAAAUGCAAAGCAGAGCUGUUUAAUGUCAUACUGUGGAAUAUUCCAUAGGCGGAGCAAUGACAUGUCCAUAGAAACAAGCAGGUGAUGAACCUCCACCCAAAAAAUAACAUGGUGCACCUUUAAUUUUGUCUAUUCGAAUCAUUCCAUUGCUGGUUGGGCUUACAAUCAGAGACGCACAGUAUAUCCUCCAAAAUGCUUUCCUGAUUGGACGGUUGUUGCCUUAAAGUGGCGUAGAUAUCGUGCUGGUUUUGAGGAUGCCAUUGGGGUUGUGACAUAAAGCGAGCCCCAGACUAUUUGGUAUCUGCUAGAGAAAUAAGAGCAGACUUUUUCAUAUCGGCUGCAUCGGCUCUGAGCCCCUCCGCGUUUUUGUGUUCGGAUCUCCUGUGUAUGCAUACUGUAUCUUUUUGCCUUGAUUAUGAAGAAAAUAUAUCUAUUUUUUGUAACUGUUCUCUGAUGUGCCAUAACUCAUGUUUUCUUGCACACUGUUAAUAUUUUGUGGAUAUUGCUGUUAAAAAAAGAUAUUGAGAAGUAGAUAACAUUAAUAAA